AGCAGCUCUCCUUCUUGUGUGUUUCAGCCCCAUUGAACCUGCGAUGGGAAGGACAUUCUAAUCGCGUUUACCGGUCGGUGUGGUAUAGUAGUAGUGGGAUGAGAUCCACCCUCCCUCCCCCCUACCCACCAGCGUGGUCUCCCCGGCGAUGAAUAAUGUAGAAGGGAGGGGUGGAGGCCACUGAGCGUGUGCAAGGAGAAGGGAUCCCUCCCCCUUCAGCCCCAGCCCCCUAGCCUGCAGCUGCUGCUGGUGCUGCCUAUUACAGAAGGUCAGUGGGAGAGAGAAGAGAAUAGAGGGCAGACAGGAGAGGAUGGUGUGUUGAGAACGAGGGAUAGAGAGAGAAAAACGAGAGGGGUGGGGUGCCGGACGGACGAAUGAACAUGCUGAGAGGAGAAAGUGUCGUCCUCCAGCGAUGACAGCAAUGCUGAGUCCCAAGAUCAGACAGACCAAGAGAGCCCGGUCCAAGAGCAUGGUGAUGGGGGAUGUGUCCCGGGGCCCAUGCCGGCCAUCCUCCCCCAGUCUCCAGGAGGGGGCUCUGAAGGCUGGCUGGCUGAAGAAACAGAGGAGCAUCAUGAAGAACUGGCAGCUAAAAUGGUUUGUCCUGCGCUCCGACCAGCUCUACUUCUACAAAGACGAGGAGGAGACCAAGCCACAGGGCUGCAUACCUCUGCAGGGCUGUCAGGUGAACGAGCUCACCGCCAACCCAGAAGAACCAGGGAGACAUAUUUUUGAAAUCAUUCCAGGUGGUACAGGAGGAGAAAAGGACCGAGCUGCUAUCAGUCAUGAGGCCAUUCUGCUCUUGGCCAACUCCCAGAGUGACAUGGAUGACUGGGUCAAGGCCAUACGACGGGUCAUCUGGGCACCCUUUGGAGGAGGGAUAUUUGGCCAGAGUUUAGAGGACACAGUCCAGUAUGAAAAGAAAUUUGGCCAUCGCCUGGCACCUCUUCUGGUGGAGCAGUGUGUGGACUUCAUAAGGGAACGAGGUCUGGAUGAGGAGGGUCUCUUUCGGAUGUCAGGGCAGACUAACCUGGUAAAGGAUCUACAGGAAGCCUUUGACUGUGGGGAUAAGCCUCUAUUUGACAGUAACACUGACGUCCACACAGUGGCGUCCCUGCUGAAGCUCUACCUCCGUGAACUGCCUGAGCCUGUCGUCCCUUUCUCCAAGUAUGAGGACUUCCUCGCCUGUGCUCAGCUGCUGGCCAAAGACGCGGAGGUGGGUGUACAAGAGCUGGGAAAGCAAGUGAGCAAUCUUCCUCCAGCCAACUACAAUCUCCUGAAGUACAUAUGCAAGUUUCUUGAUGAGGUCCAGUCUCACGCAAUCAAAAACAAGAUGAGUGUACAGAACCUGGCCACUGUGUUUGGACCAAACAUCCUCCGGCCUAAAAUGGAGGACCCAGUGGUAAUUAUGGAAGGGACCUCCCUAGUCCAGAGCCUCAUGACCGUACUGAUCAGUGAGCAUAAACGUCUGUAUUCGGGGAGGGGGGAGCUGGAGGUCCCUGUUCCCCAGUCAGAGGUGACCCUCCAAGGCCAACAGCUCCAGCAGCACAGCAUCGGUGGCUGGAUUUCUGAGGAGGACCUCCAGAGCUGUCCCACCAACCCCAACGAGGACCUCGCCUGCAGCAGCGCUUCUUCUCUGGAUGCUAAACUCUGCACCGCCACCACCCCUCCACUCAGACUCGCUCCUUCAGGGAAGGGGGAGACGGUGGUCAGCCCCAGCAAGCAGACCAAGAAUGUUCCCUCCUGGAAGUACUCCUUCAAGGGCUCCUCCACGCCGCGGCCCCCUCCUCAGGCCAAGCCGGCUGUUUGCGCGGCUGACGUCGGUGCGUCCUAUAGUGGAAACUGGCUGAUGAACGGACUGUCCUCUCUGAGGAGCCACAGGCGCACCGCCUCGGGGGAGCGUGUCAGGGACUCCACCAGCUCUUCCCAGAGACUGUCCACCUAUGACAACGUCACCUCUUCCUCCAGCAUGGGCAGUGUCCCUAGCGUAGCCAGCACGCCUUGGUCCACCUCCUCCUGUGAAAUCGCUGCACCUGACUCAGGCAGCGAGUCCUCGGGGCCUAACUGUGGUAACGGGAAGGGUCCAGGGGAGUGCCAGUGGCAGGAGCUAGCCUUACCCCAGCACCAGGGCCAGAUGGGAGACCGGGAGGAGGAGAGAGUUGGAGAUAGGGUCUCAGAGCAAGAACAUGACAGUAGUGAAGCCAUGGAGCUGUGUGUUAGCAGUGCAGGCUGCAGUGACAAUGGGAACACCAUAGCCAAUAUAUUGGUGCCGUCCAUCUUGACGCCGGAAGAACUUGACGGAGGCUCCAAAGUACUUACCAGCCUGGUGGAGGGUCUGAAGGACGAGCUGAGGAAACAGAAGGUGGCCUAUGAGACCAUCAUCAAAAAGCUGGAGGAGUCGAGUGUUGCUCUGUGUGCUCAGAUGGAGCGCCUGGAGCAGGAGAUGGAGCAGGAGAGGAAGAGGCAGCGCAUGCUGGAGAUCAAGCUCCGCAACUCAGACCGAGGCCGUCACGAUGCAGAGAACAGGAACCGGCUCCUGGAGAGGGAAAUGGAGGACUUCUUCUCCACUCUGGGAGACCUGACUCUGGGAGCAAGGACCAGCAACAUUUAAUAGCCCUGGUCAUAGACUUCUAUAGUCUCUUCCCGCAGCCGAGUGCCAUGAGUCUGGCAAGGGAGACUAAGAAGUACAUAGACUCAAUUAAUAAUACUGCAUGUUGUCCAACGCAGGCAGCUGCAUCUCUAUCUUUCCUCAGGCCUCUAAGUGUGCCUAUGACUACCAUGAGUAUCUAUCUGGUGACAAAGCCUCGGUCCUUGGUUUUACUCUGGUCAACUCUGUCCGUAUACCUUUAAUGUAAAACAAAGGGGUCAACUACUAUCAUUAUGACUGUACAAUAAUCACGGCUUUGUUAAUCAUAUGCUGCCUACUACAGUACACAAUGUGCAAAUACAACAAUACCAAAUACUCUGCUUAUAAGGUCCAGUGUUGAAGCCGCCAUGACGGUUUGGGGCACAUGAAGCUGACCACUGCCCUCAAAGAAACAAUUCAAAGGUAUCCCGGCUGUGCCUUCAGGGACUUUUAGAAUUUAAAAAAGAAAACGGUGUGUGCUUGUCCAAAUGGUUCAUGUAUUGCUUAACCUUAAUUUAUCACCACUAUCCCCAGAGUUACUUGCAGUAAGGUGCCAAUAGUUCAUUGAAUGAAAAUGUUGAAACAGAAUGUACUGUAUGCUUCAGUGAAUGUAAUGUGUUGUUGAUCAAGCCAGCCCUGUAAAUUGAGUGUGAAUUAAUUAUCAAAACAUUGAUAUAGAUUUGAACGCAUAACAAUUAUAUACAUUCCCCCAGAUAAUUCUUAUGCGAGCGUUGCAUGUUGUGAAACUGUUGCUAGAAUCCCCAUUUUCAGCAAUUGAUUACUGCUACUGUUUAGACAUGUCUGGAGGCCUGAACACGAAACAUGAUCUGGUUCCUGAAGUCCCCUAUAAUCGUGUUUUAAUAUUGUGACAAUGUGUAUUAGUUUCAAGGCAAUGUGACUGUAUUUUGUUGUGUUCUUUUUGCAUUUCAUACAAGAAUCACAUGACUAAUGUUAUCUGAUGACCCCUUUCAUAUGCUGUUCCUAUGCUUACGUUUACAAGGUGGUGUUCUGAAAGACUUGGACUGAUUUAGACAAGAGUCUAUUGUUUAUAUUCUCCUCAAACGUAAACUUAGGUUAAAUAUUUAUAGUCUUUGAUUAAGAUUUGAAGGUGCUUAUUUAUUAUGAAUCUACACACUUGUAAUGAAUGGCAUUAUGGCAAUAUGAGCAAAUAAAGAUGACCGGUGUCAUUUUGUGAGUGAUGCUAUAUGGGUCAGCAUGCUUGUGUUCAGUUCAUCUUACACUUAGCACUUGGUGUGUACUCAUUGUACCACCAAAUUAUACAAAAUCUCAAGAUCAUGUACAA
Messenger RNA from Oncorhynchus mykiss (rainbow trout), 3926 nucleotides. Its product is annotated as rho GTPase-activating protein 22-like. Gene Ontology annotation, biological process: signal transduction; activation of GTPase activity. Gene Ontology annotation, cellular component: focal adhesion. The record is from RefSeq and is a predicted model, not a curated record. Gene Ontology annotation, molecular function: GTPase activator activity. Lineage: Eukaryota; Metazoa; Chordata; Actinopteri; Salmoniformes; Salmonidae.